Molecule: messenger RNA, 1191 nt
Organism: Ostrinia nubilalis (European corn borer)
Lineage: Eukaryota; Metazoa; Arthropoda; Insecta; Lepidoptera; Crambidae
Product: putative odorant receptor 19b
Exons: 6
Coding region: 1-1191 (396 amino acids)
Biological process (GO): sensory perception of smell; detection of chemical stimulus involved in sensory perception of smell
Cellular component (GO): plasma membrane
Molecular function (GO): odorant binding; olfactory receptor activity
Source: RefSeq, a predicted model, not a curated record
AUGAAGGAUUACGAAAUCUUGAAAAACUAUUGCAAGAAAAUCUUCUUAUUUGGUUCAGGUAACUACUGGUACGAAGAUGGAGCCAUAGGAGACGAUAGCAGCUGGUAUUACCAGCUUUAUCUUUGGUCACUGAUUUUUAUUUAUGUUUUUAUGACCAUUUUCGAGACAAUGGCCGUGACGAUUGGUGACUACCCCGAAAAUGAGACAGGGGAUGCAAUAACUUUUUCUGUAAGCCACACCAUCGUCUUGCUGAAGAUAUUUUCAUUGCUUAUCAACAAAAAGUUGAUAAGAACCACCAACAGAAAUAUGGUUGAAAUCUGUGAAGCUUAUGAAGAACCGACGUUAAUGGCAGAGAAGUAUAAAUAUAUUAAGAUAAACGUUAUGGGGUAUUUCGGUAUAGUGUAUUGCACUUGCUUAUUUUAUGUGGUCGAAGGAAUCCGGAAGGUAUAUGCUGGUUCCCACUUUGAGACUGUUGUUACUUACCCUCCAAGUUAUGUGGAUGAAUCACUUUUUGCUGGGUUAAUCCGGGUUUCCACUACUAUAGUUUUAUUAAUAAUGAUGAUAACCAUGAUAGUAGCAGUGGAUACCUUUACCAUGGCUUACUUGAUCAUGUUCAAGUACAAGUUCAUAACACUGAGACACUACCUCGAAAGAUUAGCUGAAGACUUUUAUAAAAUGAAUGAUGUUAAUCCAAGACUUGCUGCUGAUAAACUGACAGACGGGGUAGUGGAAGGAAUAAUUAUGCACAAGGAAUUGUUAAGAUUGGCAAAAGACAUCGAUCAAGCCUUUGGAACAGUGAUAGCUCUACAACUGUGCCUAAGCUCUGGUUCUGCAGUGACCCUGCUCCUCCAAAUUGCCCUAACUCCGAUGACAUUCGUGGCGAUUUUGAAAAAUAUACUCUUCGUCGUGUCACUCUUCUUUUUAUUGGGCUUAUUUUUGUGCAACGCCGGAGAAAUCACGUAUCAGGCGUCCCUGCUGCCCGACGCGUUGUUCUACUGCGGCUGGCACGCAUGCGUAUGGCAGCCCCCGCGGCGCAGUGUCAGGAGACUGGUCCUGCUGGCGUGUGCGCAGGCGCAGCAGCCGCUCGUCAUGAAGGCCUUCAAAAUGAUACAGCUCUCUUACGGCACUUUUCUGCAGGUGCUAAGAGGAACCUACUCUGUAUUUGCCUUAUUUUAUGCACAAACUAAAUAA